Medioppia subpectinata is the source of this 1575-nucleotide messenger RNA. The record is from the annotation of a GenBank genome assembly. Lineage: Eukaryota; Metazoa; Arthropoda; Arachnida; Sarcoptiformes; Oppiidae.
AUGCAAACUAUCGAGAUAUUGUAUUUCAAGAUUAAAAAGAGUGCUAAAAAUGUUGCCAAAAGUGUUAAUAGUGUUGAUAAAGUGUUUGGUUUAGAAGAGUUGAUCUUCUCAUUCCUCGACAUCCAUGAGUUGAUACCUCUGGAGAGAGUCUCAAAACAGUUCCAGUUGUGCGCCGACUAUUGGUUCCGACAGCAAAAGAUACUAUCAUUUAAUGACAAUUACUGUGGAAUCUAUGACUUUAUGCCAGACAUUGAUUUACCAAACAUUGAGUACUUAGGAAUCGGUCACUUAGAGACUGAUUACCAGACAUUAUAUGAUAUUCUCGGAGCGUUUCAAUCAAUCAAAUGGUUAGAGAUCUGCGAUAUUAAGAAUUUUACGGUUCAAGAGUUCCGACAAUUGGGACAACUUUUGUCCAAAAGAGUCGCUAAAUUAAAUUCUUUGAGGAUUGGCUCUGAAUAUAUGGUUACAAUUGACACCCAAUUGGCGACAAAUCUAUUGGAAAGUAAUGCAAAACAAUUGCAGUAUUUAUAUCUGGAAAGCGUUGAGCUUAACGAAGAGGCACUGGAACUGGUCAUUGAUAAUAUGGCACUGAAAGGCUUUAUAUAUUCUUUGCCAAACACUACCAAUCAGUGGCAAUGUCUGCGAAAAGUGGCUCAAAAACAAUCAAACCUUGAAUUUCUGGGUCUCUAUAAUCAAGACUUUCGCGAUUGUGAUUACAAUACAAAAUCAAUGCAAUUCUCAAAAGUGAAUACACUUUACCUUAGAUACUGUGAACUCGAAGAACAUGCGUUUGUGUCACUAUUGAAAUGCUUUCCAAGUAUAAUGUUGGCAAAUAUUAAAAGGUAUUUCACGAGUAAAAAGAGUGCUAAAAAUGAAGCUAAAAGUGUUGAUAGUGUUGACAAAGUGUUUGGUUUAGAAGAGUUGGCGAUAAAUAUAUUCUCAUAUCUGACUAUCAAUGAGUUGAUUGGUUUGGAAAGAGUCUCAAAACAGUUCCAGUUUUGCGCCAACUAUUGGUUAAGACAACAAAAAAGCAUUGCAUUCAACGAGAAGUUCUGUGGAAUGGAUUACAAUAAGCCUAACAUCGAUGUCAUUCAUAACUCCUAUACAUUUCCCAAACAAUAUCUUAAGACCAAUUCUGAUGGAAAGCAAAGUCUUAUAAAAAAUAAAAAGCGAAUAAUAUUGUUGUCAAAAAAGUUACCAAACAUUGAGUACUUAGGAAUCGGUCACUUCGACACCGAUUACAAGACAUUAUGCAAAGUUCUCAAUGCGUUUCAAUCAAUCAAAUGGUUAGAAAUGUGUGGUUUGUGUGACUUCAAGGAUCAAGAGUUGCGACUAUUGGGACAACUCUUGUCGGGAAGAAUAACCAAAUUGUUGGGUUUUCGUAUUGUUUGGAAAGUGAUUCAAAUCAAUGGCAAUGUUUGGAAAGAGUGGCCCAAAAACAAACAAUACUUGAAUAUCUGGCUAUCGGUGGACAACAUUUCCGUGAUUACCAGUACUCGCAAAAUGGGAUACAAUUCCCAAAAACCCGAAGAAAUGGUUCACAAUCUGUGUUCAAAACAAUACCGGAUAUCUUAG